AUGGAGACCUCGGGGGUCGGCGAAGGGUCGGAAGCAGACAGCAGGUUGAGUUGCCCUCGCAGCCGCCAAGGCACAGCCAGACAACCGAAGCACCUGUGGCGGCAGCCCAGGCGCCCCAUCCACAUCCAGCAGCGGUUCCAUUCGGACCCGGACAAGUCCACGGGUCGCCGCGAGCGGGACCGGAGCCCGCGGCCCGGGCUGGGGAAGUCGCGGCGCUCCUGGCCCACUUCCUCCCACAGGCGCUUUGACCUGGAAAAUGGGCUGUCGCGCGAGAGAAGUGCCCUGGACCCUCAGUCCAGGCCUGGCCUGGGUCGGGUCGUCCAGGCCCCUGUCCCGCACAGCCAGCGGCGCGAGUCCUUCCUAUACCGCUCGGACAGCGACUACGAACUCUCGUCCAAGGUCACGUCCAGGAACUCUUCCAUGGCCAGCGACCUACAUGGAGAAGACUUGAUUGUGACACCUUUUGCCCAGGUCCUGGCCAGUCUGCGGACAGUUCGGAGUAAUGUGGCGGCCCUUGCCCACCUGCAAGGCUGGGGGGCAGCCAAGUACACCGACAGGUCCCCGAGUGGGGGUGGGGCACGUCCCUUACCAGCUUGGCUCCCAGAGGACACUGGACGGACACUGGCAUUGGAGACACUGGACGAGCUAGACUGGUGUCUGGAUCAGCUGGAGACACUGCAGACACGGCACUCGGUGGGGGAGAUGGCCUCCAAUAAGGAGCUGGAAGACACCAACAAGUGGGGGCUCGAUGUGUUCAAAGUGGCAGAGCUGAGUGGGAAUCGGCCCCUUACAGCCGUCAUAUUCAGCGUCUUUCAGGAGCGGGACUUGCUCAAGACAUUCCAGAUCCCAGCAGACACGCUGGCCACCUACCUGCUGACUCUGGAGGAUCACUACCACACCGAUGUGGCCUACCACAACAGCCUGCAUGCCGCUGAUGUGGCCCAGUCCACACACGUGCUACUGGCCACACCCGCCCUCGAGGCUGUGUUCACAGACCUGGAGGUCCUGGCUGCCAUCUUUGCAAGUGCCAUCCACGAUGUGGACCAUCCUGGGGUCUCCAACCAGUUUCUCAUUAACACCAACUCGGAGCUGGCGCUUAUGUACAAUGAUGCCUCCGUGCUGGAGAACCACCACCUGGCGGUGGGCUUCAAGCUGCUGCAGGGGGAGAACUGCGACAUCUUCCAGAACCUCAGUGCCAAGCAGCGGCUGAGUCUGCGCAGGAUGGUCAUUGACAUGGUGCUGGCCACAGACAUGUCCAAACACAUGAACCUCCUGGCCGACCUCAAGACCAUGGUGGAGACCAAGAAGGUGGCAAGCCUUGGUGUCCUGCUGUUGGACAACUACUCUGACCGCAUCCAG
Messenger RNA from Galeopterus variegatus (Sunda flying lemur), 1359 nucleotides. Its product is annotated as cAMP-specific 3',5'-cyclic phosphodiesterase 4C-like. Lineage: Eukaryota; Metazoa; Chordata; Mammalia; Dermoptera; Cynocephalidae. Gene Ontology annotation, biological process: signal transduction. Gene Ontology annotation, cellular component: nucleus; perinuclear region of cytoplasm; cytosol. The transcript has 10 exons. The record is from RefSeq and is a predicted model, not a curated record. The annotation marks the transcript as partial. Gene Ontology annotation, molecular function: 3',5'-cyclic-AMP phosphodiesterase activity.